Messenger RNA from Onychostoma macrolepis, 2359 nucleotides. RefSeq names its product HemK methyltransferase family member 1 (gene hemk1). Gene Ontology annotation, biological process: protein methylation. The coding region runs from base 562 to 1593 and encodes 343 amino acids. Lineage: Eukaryota; Metazoa; Chordata; Actinopteri; Cypriniformes; Cyprinidae. The record is from RefSeq and is a predicted model, not a curated record. The transcript is spliced from 11 exons. Gene Ontology annotation, molecular function: nucleic acid binding; protein methyltransferase activity. Gene Ontology annotation, cellular component: mitochondrion.
GUCUAUUAAAAAUUAAUCGUAAUAAAGCAAGAUUUCCUGUUGAAAUAUGUGGAAGUUAUGGUAUAUUAUAAUAUAAAACGUGACUUAACAUUGCUGUACUGGAUGUGAAGGGAAAGAGAUUUAUGCGUGCUUCAAAUGUGUCGACCAAAAAAGCACCUGUUUAUUGUCGAUCCUAACUCUUCUAAAAGCCUAUAUUUUCCUCUUCGUCUUUUGUCUCGUCGUUAAGAAUUGGCGUCUGUAGUGAUAACCGGUUUCCAGGUCACGGGAUGAAAGAGUAUGUAAACUGAAAAGCAUCAAUUUAAUUAAUGAGUGAAACAAGGCCGCUUUGGUUUGUAAAUGAAUCAUUCAAAACGAUCAUUUUGUCAACUCGUUGAACUGAUUCAAAUGAUCCGACUCAUAAGAUGGAUUCGGACAUUCGGUGCACAUGGCAUCUCAUGUUACUUGGAUCAAAAGGCUAAAACAUGAUGCAAGUUACAUAAUUUCUUCAGACAGUUAUUCCACGAAUGUUAUAGCAGUUCAACGUUUAUUAUUAGCCUGAUUAGCUUAUAGUACAGAACGAUAAUGUUCAAGACGAUUUGGUUUCUCAAUCGAUUAAUGCACAGACUCAGUGUAGCGUCAAAACACAGAAGUGUUGUGAGGCUGUGGUCAAGUGCAGCAGAGGGCGCUGUUGCUCCUCCAGCAGACUGCGGUAUCACAGCAGAGCAGGCGAUCAGACUGUGGGCUCAACACUUCACACUGCACGGCAUUUCAGAGCCUGUUCUCUCAAGCCAGUACAUCAUAUCUCAUGUACUAGGCGAAAAAACUCUGGAAUGUGUGCAGAGGAAAAGGCUGAGAGACACCCUGACUGACCGGGAGAGAGAAAGAGUGUGGGAAUUAUGCUCCAAACGCCUCACAAGGAUGCCUGUACAGUAUGUGAUUGAGGAAUGGGACUUCAGAGACCUGACCCUGAAGAUGAAGCCUCCUGUGUUCAUACCUCGUCCUGAAACAGAGGAGCUGGUUAGUCUGGUUCUCGAGGACCUCCGGUUGAUACGGGAGGAAUCACACAUGACUGAUUUACGAUGUUUGGAGGUGGGCUGUGGAUCUGGAGCCAUCUCUCUUAGUUUACUACGCAGCAUUCCACAGCUCAGGGUAUUUGCUUUGGAUCAAAGCCAGACAGCAGUAUGUCUUACAACGGAAAAUGCAAACAGACUGGGUCUGCAGGACAGACUAGAUGUUCUCCAUUUAGAUGUGAUUAAGGACGCAGAUGCGAUACUGAGCAAAUGCGACCCCGUUGACUUUCUAGUCAGCAAUCCUCCCUACUUGCUCAGUCAGGACAUGGAGACUUUACAAACAGAGAUACUCAGGUUUGAAGACCGCAGUGCAUUGGACGGGGGUUUGGACGGGCUAUCUGUGAUUCGCCCGAUUCUGGCUCUGAGCUCGAAGCUCUUAACUCAGCAAGGGCGCGUUUACCUCGAGGUUGCCCCAUGCCAUCCUCCAGUCAUUCAGCAGCUGAUAGAGGAGAUGUGGCCAGGGUUGCUUUAUCUGGAAACCCGUUGUGACCUCACCAACAGGCCACGAUUUUGCAUUUUACAGAAGAAAGGAGAGGAUGACUGAGCCAAAGGACAGAGGAAAUACAGGCAUGAAGACGAUCAUUUGGUAUAACACCACACUAGGUAGAGCUAGAGACUUCACCAUUAGCAGUUGGCCAUUAAAAAAUGCCUUCAGCCAAACUGCAUAUGGCACACUGCCAGUCUCCUUGCCAUCCUGCCAGUUCCCAGCAUGCACUGACUUACAAACCUGCCAAUCCUACCGAGAAGCUCCUUCCUGAAAGCUGGCGACCUCAGGUUUCUAUUUGUUUUGUGUUGUAACCUACUGUUGUUAUAGUUUCUAUGUUCGCUUUCCUUUUAAUUGGUGAGCGUGUGUAUAUGUGUGUGUGGCUGUGGUUUGUUGUGGUGAGAUUGCAUUGAUUGUGAGUAUGUGCUCAGUGUGCAAGUGUCAGGGUGCAGUAGGCUGAAGGUAAUUAUUGAGGCCUUUUCUAAGAACUCCCCCUCCCAGUCCUGCGCUAGUCUCUCCCUGGAAGUAAUGCGCUCAUUCUGCGAAACAGCUGGCCCAUUGCCGCUAGCUCGCUUGCUCAGCUAGCCCACAAAGACAGACAGACAACCCGACAUGCUCCGUUACCGCAAUGUGUACAAGUAUACACAAAUUCUGUCUGUUCUAGUCUGCUAAUGAGUGAAACAGAAUUUGACACACACUGCCUCUUUUCUCUGAUUCUGUAAUGUGUAUUAGAACGGAGUCUAAAAAAUUAAAUAAAUAAAAUGUAUUUAUUUAUAGUUCUUGUAGGCAUGCAAUGCUAUAAUAAAAAUAAUUUUUAAUACCUUUG